AUGGCUGCAAGUGAUCGCUGUUUUGUGGAGUGGAAAGAGCAAUUUGUUUCAAAGGAGCGUGGCAAGCGUGUGGUGCACUAUUUGUUAAAGGAUGUUUCGGGGCAAUCCAUUCUUGCUGUUUUGGGCACCGAGAGAAGUCUUAGGCACAUGCUCUAUGUUGUUUCUGAGGAGUUCUUGAAUGUUCAUGGGUCUGAGAAUUCGAUCCAUGCUGGCUCCAGAUGGAGAUCAAGGAGAGAGGUUGUGAAUUGGCUAACAUCAAUCUUAUCAAAGCAGCAAGGGCAAGGCGGUUAUGUUGAAUUGCCAAAAGAUGAUCCCUUGUCUAGUGUCGGUGAUCAACAAACCUACAUGCAAGAUUACAAGUGUCAUCUCGCAAGGAACUUGAAAGGGCACACUUCGGACAUUGUUUGGUCUGGUGUAGCAUGGUCCUGCAGCAAAGAGCUCAAGCACUACCCAGCAUUUUGCAGGAAUGGGAUUACUAUAGUGAUACACUCAUUUGUCUUUGUCAUGGCUGAAAACGAGAGCCGCUACAUUGCGUAUCUGGAAGACAUGUAUGAAGACAGGAAGGCCCAAAAAAAGGUCAAAGUGAGAUGGUUUCACCAUAAUCAAGAAGUCAAGGGUGUUACUACUCUACGGAAUCCUCACCCCAAAGAAGUUUUCAUUACACCCCAUGCACAGGUCAUCAGUGCGGAGUGUGUUGAUGGUCCUGCCAUUGUCUUAACUCGUGAACAUUAUGAGAAAUGUGUAGCUGUUUUCCCACAUGAUUUGUUAACCAGAAUGCAUUUUUGCUUUAGACAAUUUAAAAGCAAUCGAGUGAAACCUUUCAAAAUGAGUAAGUUGCGUGGCUAUCUGGAUCAACCAAUUUUCUCAUGUUUUGGCCGUGAUUUCUUUGAAGAUGAAGAGUUUAGCCCUGGGGAUGAUGUAAAACUUGGGGCUAAGAGGACCAGGAGUUGUAAAGGGCGUCAGAUGUUGACAGCUGAACCAUCACACCAGAAUCUGAAGUAUAAUUUACUGAAUAGGAGAUUGAUCUCCCGCAAGCAUUUUGAACAACCGUCUUGGAGUUCCCCUCUUUUCAAGGUUAGUGAAAAGAUGAGUUGUUGUGCCAAGAUAGUGGCAUCCGAGGCUGCUGGUUCAGGUGUACAGUCUUGCAUGUUUCGCGGAGACAGAUAA
Molecule: messenger RNA, 1167 nt
Organism: Ilex paraguariensis (yerba mate)
Lineage: Eukaryota; Viridiplantae; Streptophyta; Magnoliopsida; Aquifoliales; Aquifoliaceae
Source: the annotation of a GenBank genome assembly